Messenger RNA from Suillus clintonianus, 726 nucleotides. RefSeq lists its product as uncharacterized. Lineage: Eukaryota; Fungi; Basidiomycota; Agaricomycetes; Boletales; Suillaceae. The transcript has a single exon. The record is from RefSeq and is a predicted model, not a curated record. The coding region runs from base 110 to 598 and encodes 162 amino acids.
GAACGAUACCUGCGACUUCGCAAAGUUGCUAGGACACCGCUUAUCCCGGAACUGUUUGUCGAGGUAUUGAUUCAACAUAUGAAAGAAAAGGUGGAACAUACCUCCAACCAUGAAGCGUUUCUUGAUGCAGAUGAUAGCCGUUCAACUGGUAUGCACUGAGGUUGAGAUAGAGCGACUGGUCACACCUGCGUCGCCCAGUCCUGUAGCACCGAUCACCCUUUCGAUAUUGUCAUCUCCAAGAGUCGUAAGUGUAGCUGUUUUCGGUGUGUUUCUAAUAAUUCCUUGGAAAAGUAUGGCGGACGUUCGAUUUGCAGCGGCUUCAAAAGAGGCGGCGAGUCGCAGCUAUCUUGCAUUGCAGUGUUGUCAGUGGGUGGAUAUCGAGUUGAGACGCAUGCCGAAAGGAGCUCUGUGUUUUCAUGUAGCCAUUCGUACAAGCAGAUGGGUUCCUCGAUAUCAUACCCCCGCACCUGGACAUAGAACGGAACUACUCUCCACUGAUGGCUGUUUCUACAUGCAUAUAUUUGACUCCAAUAAGUGGGUCACUGGUUGCAGCAGUAUGCGGCAGUCGUGCAGACAUUCAGGAGAUCGGUGUGGGUAAGGGAGCUUUUAGAUAAGACCCACUUGAGUAAAACAAGACUUAGUGGAUGAUCUCGCGCGUUUAACAGAGUCAAAGGUGCUGGACAGUGUGACCUCCUUAUUCUAGGUGAGGGAGUACGUGUAGUCUUU